This is a messenger RNA of Acanthocheilonema viteae, 11403 nucleotides long. The record is from the annotation of a GenBank genome assembly. NCBI's taxonomy places the organism in Eukaryota, Metazoa, Nematoda, Chromadorea, Rhabditida, Onchocercidae.
AUGUCAUAUUUUUUGAGAAAUUUUGAUCUCGGCGAAUCGCAUACAAGUUGUGCGUCACCAAAUAUUUCACUACAUCCAUCGAAAGAAAAUAAUCUCGUGCAUCCAAAGAUAACAUCAUAUCAAUAUGCGCAAUUAUUGAAAUAUUGCGCGAGGCUUCCACAGGGUGGUCAUAUCCUGCGCUUUCCAACUGUUCGUCGACGAUCUAUUUGUGCAUCCACGGAUUUUGACACUGAUGCAGGCUGGGAAGGUGAUCGUUUUCGAGUAAUGAUUAUGGGCGAGGAUAGACGAGGUACUGAUAGAACGGAUCAUGGUUUUCAGGCAGCUUCAGUAGAUCUGGAACCUCAUUUAGAGAUCCUUGCAACACCUUCAACCUUUGGAGUAGUUGCUAUUGCUAGAGCUAUUAUUUUAAAAUAUGCUCCAUUUCUAAAAGUAGCUCUUUCAUCAUUUGUCGAUAACAGAAUCGAUUCUCAGCCUGCUGUAGAAGUUGAAUGCAAGGAUGAAUCUUUGGAAAAAAUUCCAGGGAAUGGAAAUGAAAUAGUACUAUUGGGAUUAAAAUGCAUGUUUUCGGUGUUGUAUGAAUUGAACAAGCGUGAAUCAGAACUUUGUGCCGAAGCCCUUACCUCUUUACUUCAUUUACUAGAACAUAUUCCAAUUGAUGCUUUAGCCAAUGAAGCUUAUGCUUCAAUACAAAGCAUGUUUAAUAUGCUCUACCAAUUAAGAAUGGAAGGCGCUGCUGAAGUAUCAGCGAAAGCAGUAUCAUGUAUGAUUGCUUUAGCAAUUGCUUAUGGUGCUCCAGAAUUCAUCCUUUCAUCAGUAGCUACUCUCUUCUGUGAUAAACCCAGUAACUUACCAGAUGAUGCAACUAUAUUAGUUGAGGUACCAGAAAAUUAUCAGAAAUUAGCAAAUUUGGUACGACGCGCUCUACUUCGGAACAGUAAUGAGCCAGGAUGUACCGGUGAUUGGUGGUCGCACUGUUUGGCAGAACAUGCCGUAUUAUCAUCUUUUGAUGUGCGAAUACCAGAUAAUAUCCUUCCGGAUACUCCAGAUGAUCGUCGACUUACCGGAGCAAUUGCCUGUGAUGGAGAAUAUGUGUAUGUUCUUGCAUGUUACGGUUUAUUCAAAUAUGGCACAGGUCUGGCAGAAACUGUCGAAGGCAAAUUGUAUGCUUCAAAUAAUAAUUUAAAAGCAAACAAAGGUUCUUGGUUAGCAAUAUGUGGUGGUGCUUUAUAUCUUCGGCGACGUCAGUCAUCCCGUAUGUGGGUCAUUGAUACCAAUACUCUUCGUGAAAUCGGAGAAAUUAUGCUACAUACAAGUGUCAGUUCAGGUACCAUUUUCACUGAUGGCACAACUUUCUAUCAAGCCACUGUAGACGAACAAUGGACGUUGGCGGUUACUCCGUUGGACGAUUCAUUCACUCCAAUUCGGGACCUUCGACAGAAUCAGAAAUUCCGACUUGCGGAAUUAAAUUAUAUCGCUGUCGGUGAAACAUAUCCGAUACCACAUGAAUUACCUUUAGUCCUUCCUAAAUCUUUACAAGCUCAGGCAUCGGAUUUACAAAUGAAUCGAGAUAUGGCAUUGCUGCUUGCAAGAAACGGGAAAGUCUAUUAUGCUGGUGAUGGUACCCGACUAGGUUUGCAGAAUGUUGGAUGCAACUGGAUGAAGCUAGUUUUGCCGGAAUCAAUAGUUUCAAUAGCGGUUGGCUUUGACACGGAAACGAUUGUAUUACGUUCUGGAUCCGGACACAUAUGGAUUGCUGGUGUAGGGCCUGAUGCGGUACGCCAAGGUAGUCCAACUGCUGGUCGUUUUCAAAAACAGGAAGCCGGCUCAGCGGCUCUCAAGUUGAGGAAAUUUCAAAGUGUGAACAGACGGCGCUGCUUGUCAGUAGCAGUAUCUGCUGGAAGCAUAGCAUACGUGAUGGAUAAUGGGAAGGCAUAUGUUUGUGGCCGGCAUACAAUGCAGUGUCAUCCGGAAACUGGGCAUAUUUAUGGCUUAGAAAAUGUGCAUUUGGCAUUCAUAGCUCUUGGCAAAACCCAUGCUGUUGCAAUUACACGUCAUGGUCACCUCUAUACAUGGGGCUUGAAUAAUCUCAAUCAGUGCGGUAGAAUCGAGUCUUACAUCCAUCCAGAAGGUGCUAAUGGAAUAAGUGAAAAUGAGCUGUCUAAAAUACCAAAAACCGACGAAGCAGAACAAAGUUCGUACUGUCUUCCGAAUGAACAUCUUUGGGUCAAAGAUUUUGCUUCUAUCUGUUUGAAAUGUGGCAAAUGUUCGGCACGUGGAAAUCGAUGUGCACCAAUAAGGACUGAACGUGAUGUGAAAGGGAUGCCAUGCACAUGUGGAGAAGGUGAAACAUGUUGCUUAAGGUGUGGUUUAUGUCGUGCAUGCGGUGAAUUUAUGAUCGAUGCCUUUGAUCGCGACAUGCGAAUAACACCACCAGGAGCAGUAUUUCCACCGUCUCGUCUAGUUCUUCAGAGAGAUAGUCCCGAAAUUAAAGUUUCAUUCGUAUGUUGUGGCAAUUAUCAUACUGUUGUGUUAGCAGCUGAUCGACAGGUCUUCACUUUUGGAUCAAAUUGUCACGGGCAGCUGGGUGUUGGUCAUCUAAGGAAAUGUGUUGGCCCGCAUAAGGUGAACGUACCAAGUAAUGUACAAGUGGUUCAAAUUGCUGCUGGCUCAAAUCAUACAGUAUUAAGGACAGCAGAUGGAUCUGUAAUCACAUUUGGUGCUCAUAGGCAGGGUCAGCUUGCAAGAAAAGGAAACGAAAAAAAUUGGUUUGCGGUGCCAUCGUUUGUGGAAGGAUAUGGUCGUGGAAGUGGUACUGUUGCGACAUGGAUUGGUGCAUCCGGCGAUACUACUCUGAUUCAUAGCCAAAUUCGUAUCUACAGCAAUGAUAUCAUUUCAGAUUGUCAGGCAAGCAUCGUUGCAGAUAGUGAAACUAUAGUGAUAUUUCCGAAUCAGAUCGGCAAAAAUUAUAUGGCAAUACGACGUAAAUUUAAUACUUUUUACCAGUAUUCACUGGGUACUGAAGGUCUUUACACUAACUGGUGUUUGGAAUCGAAGUAUAAUUUAUUGUGGGGAUUUAAUACCGCUGAAAUGCGUAUCAGAUCCAUCACUGACUCUAUUCCAAUUUCUGGUAAAUCAGAUGCUAUCUUUGACGAAACCUUGGAAGAGAUUGUCAAAGAAAUUAGAUUUCUUCGUGCGCCCGAAUUUACAAUUCCAGUAUCGAACAAAACAAGUUUAUCUAUCAAACAAGUUGCUAUGAAUCUUUUUGGAAUCGCUUAUGCUACAACGGUGCUGGAAAGCAAACGAUCGUCUGCACAAAAGAGUAUUCAGCUUAUUACGGAUCCAAAAGCAUCAAAUUUGGUUGGUGCCGUAAAUGGAGGAAACUUAUCAUGUGGUUAUCAACGUAUCAAUCGUUUUGAUGGAUAUGGUGGUGGUUGGGGAUAUUCAGCCCAUUCCGUAGAAGCAAUUCAGUUCCGUACUUCACGGGAUAUUCGAUUUUUCGGCGUUGGCUUGUAUGGCGGACGUGGCGAGUACAUUGCGAAGUUAAAACUUUAUCGUCUUUGUCCACCGGAUUACGACGAGCAGAAUGUUGAGUUACUCAGUGAGUCUGACGAAAUGCUCUAUGAAUGUGCUGCACACGAGAAAGCACAGUUAUUAUUCCCACGGUCCAUAUUAAUUAAAUCUAACCUGUGGCACGUUAUUUGUGCACAAAUUAAUGGUCCAAGUUCUGAUUGUGGCUCCAAUGGACAAUCAAAUGUUGUUGGUGAUGGUGGGGUGCAAUUCUUUUUCCGCAAUUCACGUAUGUCCAACAAUGGAACCGAUAUUAAUGUUGGUCAAAUUCCGGAAUUUUUGUAUGUUUCGGAGGCAUUCGAUGGACAAUUACCUAAUUUUGAUGCAAAGGAUAAAACUCUGGAUAUCUCCUAUAAUUAUAUUUCGUGUGCCAUAAGUUCACAUCAUUUAUUAGCGGUUUCAACAAUUACAAUUGAGUCAUUGUUUCGUCUGCUUGAUUGGUCUAUUCAAAAGGCUUUGAUUGAAAUGUCUGAUGAAGAUAAGACAUGGUUCCAAGAAUAUAAUAUGGUUAUUGUCAUCCUGUCAUUAAGAUUUUUACGAUUUUAUAUUUGCUCACUUUACUUCCCAUCGAAGAGUAGAAAACACAUAAAUAAAAAAGAGCCAUCGAGUAGUAUUGCUGAACAAAUGGUACGAUUCGCAUCUAUAAUUAGUUCAAUUUUUGAAAUUGCAAAUGAUCAUCGUGGUGAUAGCGCAGCUUGUUCAAUAUUACUGGAAGAAACAGUUAAUUGUGCAGUGCAAUGUUCGCAUGUUCUCUAUCCCAGUUCAGCAGUCUUUCUGGAUCGACUUUCCUUUUUGAUGUCAACACCAAACCGUGAAUGGUCGUUAGUUCCAUUAUUGAAUGCGCUAUCAAAUCAGGAAUAUGUCUUACCAACUUUGCUUGGUUCUGAACGUAGCUUUAUGCAGUUCCCGAUUUUGCUUGCUAAAAUAAACGAACAGUUUGGUAAAAAAAAAAUAUCUGGAAACCAACAUCUUGUUUCCAUACAAAAUAUAUUUCGGUUUCUCUUUGAAAUGGCUUUUACAUCAACAACGUUGGUUCAGAAUGAGAGUCGAAUGCGGCUUAAAAUUGCUGCACAUUCACUAAUUACUGCAAUUGCACGAGAAUUGGUAACAUCUAAAGAUGCUGCUGGCGAUGGUCCGCCUAUUCUUCAAACACCAAAUAGAUUUCGACAUACUUCGGCACAUGCAAGUUGGGAUGUAAGUAGUGGUGCAUGCGAUGCAAUUGCAUUAAGUGUUGAUUUAACCGGCAUUACUUUAUAUGGUGUUGGUGUAUACUGUGCACAUCAUGAUCAGGAGCAGGGUUUUGUAUGUGAGAUACUGUUUAAUCGUGGUGAUGCAGCCCAUGAACAAUGGGACGUACUGGAAAAGGUUGUUGGAACAUUGGCAAACAAAUUUGAGCCUUGUCAGCGAGAAAUUGCUUUGUUACGAUUGACUAAAGCUAUUAAGUUGCAACCUGGUUGUACCUAUGCUAUCAGAUUACAAAUUAAUGGUGGCAAAACAUUUUGUGGUGAAGGCGGCAUUGGUACUGUUAGAUUAUGUAACGGAGGCCGAAUGCAUUUUGAAUCGUGUAGUUUAAGUCUAAAUGGAACUUCCCUGUCUCGUGGCCAAAUACCAUUCGUUCUCUAUUCCGUGCAGGAUGAUGAAAGCGGUGUUAUUCAGCAGUUGGCUAAUCCUGAACAGUUGGCUAAUUGGUUCUUGUUGCUAAUUCGAAUGCUAUCAUCCAAAAUAUCGGAUCUAAUUGCAGCUGGGAAUCUUUUAUCUCAGGAACAAUCUUUUUGUUCAAGCAUUGCAGGUUAUAUAAUGGUUUUUUUGGAAUCGAAUCCGCAACGUGCAUUAGAUGUAGUUGCAGUGUUGGAUGAGCUACUGCCUAUGGUUUCAUCAGCAAAUGGUGAACGACUUGCUGAGGAGCGAGAACGUGCACUUGCGAGGUCAACACAGCAGAACAGCUCUUAUUCACGUACUUUACAAACAGUUGUUGAAUCAACACAUCCAUAUUCAUCUUGUGGGAUCCAUUCGCAGGUUGUCGACUUCGGAAAAGAAGUCCAAUUUAUGACGGUGCAGUUCAGCGAAGAAUGCUGUACUGGUCAAGCAGAUGAUAUUUUAUGGAUUUAUGCCAAAGUUGGUACUGAAUGUUAUGUACCUAUUGGAAGAUAUUGCGGUGAUCGCAGCUGGCCUGAUCGUAUACUUUUGAUUCCGGGCUGCAAUUUAUGGUUCAUACUGGAAUCGGCAUCUUAUUCAACAGAUAAGCCUGUUGAACAGAUCUAUGGUUAUCGAUGUACAGUUACAGGAUAUCGGUAUUCGGAAAAAGAUUCCGGCAUGAUUCUAGAAGAAGAAUUGACUUGGAUUUGUGCAAGUGCUUGCAGAUUACUUGUCCAGAUUCCAUCAGUUAAAACAGUGGUAGCAGCAAUAACGAUAAUCGAGGAUGAAAUUGAUGAUAUUGUCCGUAAACACGGUACGCUGCUUCGGAAAGGGUUAAAUCUCUCCCAUGUACCAACAGUCAAUGAAGUUCUAAAGCGUAGUUUACCAAGUCCUACACAAACUUCAGAUCUGAAAUUCUUGAAAGAGUUUAUUGCUGCUUCUACAAGUACUCUUGCUGGUUUCUUGGCACGAUGGAUGAUGAAUGAACCCGUUGUUGAUCUUCAUUCUAGUCAGUUGCAAAUGUCUGAUGAAGAGACACGACUUAGAAUACCCACCCAGAUAAAACUCAUCCCUCGAGAUCAGUAUGGUCGUCUUGCAAUAUGUCCGAAUAUGAAGGUCGAAAUUACGGUCCGGAUUGGUAUGGCAGCAGAAAAUAGCAAUUCAAAUCUUUGUCCAACUGUCAUUCGUAAUUGGUCAGCCACAAGUCUUCCUCUGCCACAAUUCAUCAAGGAGCCAUAUCGUCCAGUUUACAUUAACAAAGCGCGAUAUGUUUCGAUUACGACGAUGACUGCUUAUCAGGACUAUUGCUUUGAGGAAUUACGUCUUGCAUGUUACAAAGAUACGAUGAUGAAGGAGCAGCUUAUUGUAAACCAAGAGACUGAUGGCAGUUUUUCAACCAGCUGGACACCCAAACAUGGCGGCACAUAUAGAAUCGAAUGUCGUUUAGAUGGAUUUCAAUUGGCCCAGAGCUAUUUGGUUGAGGUUCGAGAUAGUAAUGUGUUUGGUGAUUCAGUGUCAUUGAAAGAAGGCAGUCAAAAUCGUUUAAGUCGAAAGGUGGCCCAUUUUAGCAGGACACGUUUUGCUUUUUGUGAUCAGAAACUAAUGACAAGAGGUAUACGAAUCCGUGCUUCGCCAACGCUGAAUUCUUCAGAGAUUGGUAUUAUACCUCGUGGUACCACCGUUUCUUAUAUCGAAGAAGUAGAAAAUACGGAUGGUGUUUGGUUACGGCUUACUGAUGAAGCAUAUGCGAUGUACUGUAAUACGCAAUUACCUUCGCAGGGUUGGUGCUUGCAGUAUAGUAAACAUCUGAGACGCUCAUUUUUAUUGCUACAAUCAAAUUCUGCAGAAAGUCUUACCUUUGGCUCCAGUUUACUAAGUACCACCAUCCAGUUACCGCAGAAUGCAAGACCAACCAAUGAGCAGUAUCUUGAGCAGUCAUUGCAAUUGGAUGUUAAGGAGAUAUACACAAUAUGUGGAUCACUUCCAGUACCAGUUUAUAAUUAUCCAUCAGUAGAUGCCAUUUCUGGUGAUGUUAUUAACAAUACAGAAACCGAUGAAAUAAGAUCAUCCGGUUGGCUUCACAAUAAGCAAGGAAUAUGGAUACGGUUAUCAGGCUCCGAUCAAAAAUAUGCUUUUGUGCAGGAUUUAACUGGCAAUCGAUACUUACAAAAAAUAAGUGCCGCUACGCAACGCUGUACCAAUGGUAAUGAUGAAGGUUCGCCGACAGGGCAGAAACCAGUAGCACAAAUUUAUCCACGAUCGAGAAGUGAGCAGCCGGUACAAGCACUGAAGCCUUCAAUUGUUGACUGUUGUCGAACUGUAUUCGCUGCGUUUCUGUGGCAUGAACGAUUAGUGAAGGAUGCGAUGGUGUGCAGUACUUACCUUAAAUUUCAUCCGGAAUUACAUACCAUAAAUUGCGGUCAAAAUCGAAUGGAACUAAUAAUGGCUACACCACUGCAUUCACUUUUCAGUAUCUGGCAAGAAAUUAAUACGGCUGUACAAGCGAGCAUUGAACAGCGCUCAGUAUUUCUGCGUCCAAUAACCGUUCAACAGUUGAACGUGAAUCCUAUAAGUGUGAGUAUUGACAACUCUCGGCAGAGAUCAACUCAACGAAAGGAUUUAUGUGAGCUUUGUGAAGAGUGGCAUACUGCACCAGUGACCACGCAUAUGCGCACUGCACAUCCCGGAUGUGGCAAAUAUUCCGGUGGUCAGGGAUAUAACAGUUCCGGUAAAUAUACAAGUGGAUGGUCAGGAAAUUGCGGUGACGGUGGACGGCCAAGUGCUAUUUGGUAUUUGAUGUGUGCCACAUGUCGAUCAAAAUAUUUGCUACAGACUCCAUCCGGAUAUCAGCAGGAGCGAAGCCAUCGAUGGCAUGAAUUUUGCGCCUCUUCAGCUGCUGCAGAAAUGUCUCCAGAAGCAGUAAUUAAACAAAACGCAAUAUUUCUGUUAGAGCUGAAUGCGUGUAUGGAAGGUGAUAGUAAGGAUACAUCAACAGCAACAUCAGGAUGGACUAUAAAUCUUUUCCCACAAGUAUCCGUCGUAACACCAACAAUAACUUCUGCAUGUAUACAAACAGAUGGAGUAGCAUCGCAACCGCAAUUAUCAAAUGAAAAUUGUUGUUACCUACGAAAAUUGUCAUAUGCCAGUGAUCCAGGACCGAAGCAUAUUGGUGUUGGUGCUCAUUUCGCUCUUUCAAAUUGCAACCCGUUGUAUUCGAAGAGACGGCUUGGUUCAUCGCCCCUGGCAAAUGAUUCCAACCGAAGUGAAUUGGUCAGUUCGAUACGUCGGAAGAUGUUGGAGGGAUAUGAAAGACGACAGUCAGCUGAAAUUGUUCGUAGUCCAUCUGUAGCAUUAAAGUCACUGUUGGCAUUGGUUGAACAGAGUAACAUUUCGGGUAGCCGUAAUUUUUCAACAAAUCAAAACGUAUCGCUUCGUCGACCAGUACUUGCUUUUGUCACAGAGCGACAUAAUUUGGCUCGUAUACGAGAAGCAAUGGCAACUGCUGUAGCUCGUGCUACAUUCUUCGCACAUUCAUUUCGUGUUUGGAACUGGCUUCUAAAACUGGUUUCAACCGAAUCUAGUGUUGCGGAUAUUCUUUGGCAAUAUUUGACGGCAAUGAAUUCCUAUGUACCCCUAUGUCGAUGGCGUAAAAACAAUUUACGUUUAGCAACAAAUUUGCGACUUUUACCACAUCCAUGGCAUGUCUGUUAUUUGGCCGGCCCAAUUGCCAGUAAAAUGAUCCACCAGUUACAUUCCUUUCUGCAUACUGUUGCGGUUAUCCUGCAAUCAAGUGGUGUGGACACAAACCUACGCUGUUUAUGCUUCCGAGUUUGGACCUUCCAGUUAACGGUUCAUGAACAGGAUUUGCUUUUUCUUAUAUGUGAUGUGUUAGCAAGUGUUGGUAACGUUCUCGCAGAUUCAUCCUCAGAUCAUUCGUGGAGUUUGGACGAUGGCGAACGAAAAUUAGACCAUCGGUCAUCUCAUGAAGAUAGACCAUCGCUGCCUAGAAAGACGCAAGCAGAUGUGAAACAAAUGGAAGAUAUUACUGGUAUUUUGCAUUAUGAAGCAUCAAGCCGUCAAGCAAUGAUUGGAUGUUUAAUUGACGGGAAUAGUGAAACUUUCUGGGAAACCGGUGAAGAGGAUAAAAAUCGACCGCGCUAUAUAACAGUACAUUGUGAUAUUCGAAGCUAUAAGGCAACACUGCUCACUGUAUAUGUGGAUAAUGUUCGUGAUGAGGGUUAUCGAACGUGUUCCGUUACAGUUAUUACUGCGGAAAGCGAUGGACGACGCCGAAAGAUUCACUCUGAGUGUCUUGAUCAUCAAUAUAUUGGCUGGAUCAAAUGCUGUAUUGUUGGAUUGAAUUGUAUACAAGUGAUAUUUCGUGGAAACGAUCCCUCCUUACGUAUACGUCAGCUUCGAGUUUUUGGUACUAGCACUGUAUUAGAUGUCUUUAAUGCUCAGUCAUUUUCUAAUCGAAGCCAGUUGAAACAUUCGCCAUCACAUCAGCUGCUGUUCAAUGCUAAUCAGGAUGAUGCAUUCGCAGUUUUCCAAACUAUUGCUGCUCAGGCAUUUAGUGACGAAUUUUCACAGGAAGAGAAUGGUACGCUACGGCAGCAAGUGCUUGAUUUGUUAUUUAGCCGUAUACAGUUACAACCACUUCAAACAUUUGUUUGUUCUCAUAUGAUCAAUGCUUUAGAAAGGGAAGUGGCAUCGCUGCGUGAAAAAGCUAAGCGCAAUUAUUCAUACGUUUGCGGUUUGAUGGGAAUGUUACUAAAGAUUUGUGGUUCACGUCAAGGUCUGGAAGUGUUUGGUGUCAAAAAUAACAUUCUCAUUAUCCUUUCCGAGCUUUUGUUAUUUGCUCCUCAGGUAGUACAAUAUCAAGUAUUAGAGACAAUUGAGUGCCUUUCUAAGUUAUUCACACCUUCCGUGGUGGACUGUUCGAAUUUCAUACGGAAUUUGCUAGUAGUGAUAACAAAAGUGAUAACAUUACAGAUACGUGACAAAAUGACACGAUCACUAACUUCAGCUUCUUUAGCUACUCAUGUAGCAGGUGCACCGAUGUAUUGGCGAAUAGAUCGAACAGUCAGUAUCGAUAUUGCACAUCUUGCAAAACAGCUGUUGAGAAAUUUGAGUGAAGGAUUACUGAACGAAUACUGGACAAUUCCUGUACGCACAGAAAUUGCAAAUGAAAUUAUGAAUUUAACCUGCUUGAAUAUUACUCAUUCAUAUGGUAGUGAUCAUUCGGGAAGAACAGUAGCGGAAGAAAAUGCAAUAGGAGGACCAAAUAGCUCGGAUGUUCCCGAAUUUAUCAAUACCAAUAAUUCUCGGCCAAAUAUGCUGAAGAGUGGAAAAUUCUGGCUUGCUGUAGCUGCAUUAUCUUUAUUGAAAGAGAGCCAAUGGUUGGAGUUGUCAUCAGUAUGGCAAAGUUUACAGAAUAACAAAGAGAGUGUAUCGGGAACGGUAUGCGAUAAUCACGAUGAUGGGCAUACCUUAGCUAACGUAUAUUGUGAAACUUGUCAAUGUUCUUUAUGUCGGGAAUGCUUCUCUGUGCUUCAUUUAAACAAACGAAAUCGCAGUCAUGCUGUACAAUAUCUCGGUGUAACAAAUGAUUGUCCACAAGUUGAAAUACAUGAAGGUUCUACAAGAUUACGUUUACCACGUAUUUUGAUACUGUUUAAUCCAUCUACUCUGAACGGUAUGGUAGAAUUUAAUCAAAGCAUUAUCCGAGAAAAUAUACCUUCAGCAUCUUAUAAUCGAAUUUCUGAAGUGCCAAAUCAUGCUCAAACAGAUGAUAGCCAUAUUUGCCGUUUUUGUACUGCUCCAUUACGCCCAGAUCAGGUGAUCGAUGGUUUGUGCGAUCACGAUGAAUGUCUUCAUUUUGCAACAUUUGCUUGUCAACGACAACUCUCAUGUGGUCAUAUUUGUGGUGGUAUACGUGAUGAAGAAGUAUGCUUACCGUGUAUGCAAUGUAGAAAGCCAGAUAUGAAGCAAGAUGCAGAUGACUUAUGCGUAAUAUGUUUUACGGAUCGUUUGGGUGGUGCACCGUGUAUUCAGUUGGCGUGCGAACACGUUUUCCAUUACCAUUGUGUGCGAACUGUACUCGAAAAACGUUGGGAUGGACCACGAAUUAUUUUCCGCUUUAUGCAAUGCCCAUUAUGCAAGAAACAAGUUUGUCCUGUCUUUGCAAUUCUUUCCAUUUGA